AUGAUAGUCAGUCAACGCGCACCCAGGCAUGCAUACCCUUGCCAACACACCACACAUACACACGCACACGUACCUGUUAGAGGCCUGAAAGACCUAAAUGAGUUGUUUCUCAACCAGGCCUACUAUGAACAGCGGUGGUUCGGUACCUUUGGUCUAAAAUGGCCGAAUACGGUUCACUUGUCUCACUUUAUAUUGUCUUCAUUUCCCCCCUAUCCCUACCGCUACCCCUCAGCCCGACGUCCCACAGGUCUCGGUCACCAUAUGCCACGUGGAUUCGAGUUUAUUGCAACAGUCCGAAACCCUGACCCACGGACCGACUGUGUGCUCGAAGUGAGAGGUCUGUCUUCAACGGAGCUCGAGCUCUAUUAUACUCUUCACAUCAAACCUUCCACCCCCAACAUAGUUUGCGGUCAUAGUCGAUCAUUAAUUGGUGUGUUAUUCUGUUACCAGUCAUUGGCUUAUCAAAGUGAUCAGUGA
Molecule: messenger RNA, 477 nt
Organism: Protopolystoma xenopodis
Lineage: Eukaryota; Metazoa; Platyhelminthes; Monogenea; Polystomatidea; Polystomatidae
Source: the annotation of a GenBank genome assembly